Bradysia coprophila is the source of this 1377-nucleotide messenger RNA. RefSeq names its product DUF1676 domain-containing protein Osi12. Gene Ontology annotation, cellular component: membrane. The record is from RefSeq and is a predicted model, not a curated record. NCBI's taxonomy places the organism in Eukaryota, Metazoa, Arthropoda, Insecta, Diptera, Sciaridae.
AAACAUCACCCAGCAUCAGUGGUUCUGUAGACGCAGUUCAAUGAUCAUUGUAAACAUUUAUUAAACAAGUGCAACGGUGCGAAUUAAAUUUAUUGAUCGAAAGAAAAGAAAGAAAAAUGUUUGGAUUAAAAAUUGCAAGUGUUUUGAUUCUGUGUGUGGUGGUUGUCAAUGCGGACGAUGCGCCGAGCUUAGGACUACGGGCCGUGUUGCGCGUUUAUGAUGAGUGCCAAAAAGCUGAAGGAGGCUUUCCGCCGUGUAUUAAGAAAAAAACGAUUUCGUUUAUCGAUCGGGUUACGAAAAUCGAUGCUAUCACUAUCGGCGACGGUGUUAAAUUAGUUCGUACCGAGGAAGAUGUUGCCGAUCAGGCAACGGCGGCCGCUACACAAACGGAUUAUGAACAAUCACUGCCCCGUGGAUUAGAGGCACGUGAUGAGGCAUUAUCGUUGAUUCUAUUCGAAAGGAUAUCGCAGUUCUUCAACGGACGUGUGUUGAAGAUUAAUUUGCCGAAAUUGUCUUCCGACGAUAUUGGACGUCAAUUGGAAGAAGGCCGUGGUAAGAUGAAGAAAAUGAUGGGAAUGAUGAUGAUGGGUUUUGCUAUGAAAAUGGCAGCCAUGGUACCGGUUGCCAUUGCCGGUCUAUAUAUCCUGGCUGGAAAGGCUCUGAUCAUUUCAAAGAUUGCCCUGCUGUUGGCUGGAAUAAUUGGAAUUAAGAAGCUUUUGUCAAGCAAACAAAGUAGUGGAGGAUCGAGCGGUUGGUCAUCGGGCGGUUCAAGCGGUGGUGGAUGGCAAUCGAGUGGCGGAAGUGGUGGACAUGGCGGCGGUGGAUGGGACCGAAGAUCGAUUGAAGCUCAAAGUCUCGCCUACAAUGGCUAUGCACCGAAAAGCCAAUAAGACACAUUGUAACACAAUAACACGGCAGGCAUUAUAUACAUCAAGUUCUUCUUCAUUUUUUUUAUAUUACCCAACGUUUUUCACCUAUACAACACAUUGUACUCUGAUUGAUUCUUUUUUACUCACUUUUUCUAAUUUCAAUUUUUCUUUCUAUUCUUUCGAAAGAAAUUAACUAACCUAAGCGAAGUGUUCUUUUGAUUACUUACAGAUUGUAUAGAUCAUUCAUUUAAAUUGGAUAGAAGUUAAUUUAUUUUUCCAAUAUUAGUUUGUUAAGGCAUCUCGUACAUACAAUGUAUACCUACCAUAAUAAUGUUACAUGAAAUAAUGUGUGAAGUCUGUUGAACCCUCUCAACAACAACAAUUAUUAUUUUUAUUUAUUAUAAUUUUUGACGAAGCCAAUUUUAAUGUUAAAACAUUUUAUCAUUUAUUUAUUUUAUUUAUUUAUUUUUAUACUUAAUAAUGUUAUACACAAUAUUGAACGUUUCAU